This is a messenger RNA of Hydractinia symbiolongicarpus, 897 nucleotides long. Its product is annotated as QRFP-like peptide receptor. The coding region runs from base 1 to 897 and encodes 298 amino acids. The transcript has a single exon. Gene Ontology annotation, cellular component: membrane. Gene Ontology annotation, molecular function: G protein-coupled receptor activity. Lineage: Eukaryota; Metazoa; Cnidaria; Hydrozoa; Anthoathecata; Hydractiniidae. Gene Ontology annotation, biological process: G protein-coupled receptor signaling pathway. The record is from RefSeq and is a predicted model, not a curated record.
AUGGCAGAUAUAAAUCAAACAACGUUCAAAUUAACUGCAAAGGAAAGCAAUUCCGGAACAGUAAUUUUAAUCCUAGAUUCCAUAUCUUCCUGCAUUUUAGUUGUUGCUUUAUUCUUUAACUGGCUUGGUAUACUUCUACUGUAUCAACAGAAAACCAAAAGAUACUCGAAUCAAAAACUUAUUCUAACCACAUUGAGUAUGACAGUAAUCUGUAUAUCAACAACCGACUUGACAUACACUAUAGGUAAAUUCACUGGAUUAGAGAAUGACGCACCGAAGAUCUAUUUCUUAUGUGAAAAGAUAAUAGCAUCCAUUUUCAUCACCUACUAUUUGGUACUGUUCCUACUAACAAUUGAUCGAUUUUUGGCGUUCAUACUUAUAUUGCGCUACAAGGUCAUUGUUACUGCAUACAGAAUCAAAUUAUAUUUAGUGUUAUGUUGGAUUAUUGGACCGGCAGUUGCGACUCCGUUUUUUUUCCUUGGGAAAAAAAUCUUUUUUGAUGUAUGGUACAAGUUUAUUUACUUAAUUUUAGACAGUAUCAUUUUGCUAACAGUGGUUGUCACAUAUUCAUAUAUAUUAUUUUCAUUUAAACACAGAUCAUAUAUUCAAAAGCAAGGAAAUACACACAGGCAUCAUCACGGUCAUAAUAAAAUAUUUCUUGUGAUCUCCUUAAUUACCAUUAGCUUUGUUUUUAUGGUGGCCAUACCUGAUGCAAUACAUGCGUAUAGAUUUGUGAUGAAAUAUAAAUGCAGUGAAGUUGAGGUUGCAGUCGUUGGAAUAUGCUGGAAGCUUAAUUAUAUCUUGGACCCUGCAAUAUAUAUAUUUCUACAUCGCGAGAUUCGGAAAAUGCUUGUCAAUGACAUGCAAAAAUUGAAGAGCUUUUUCUCGAAUCGAUGA